Trichechus manatus latirostris (Florida manatee) is the source of this 1248-nucleotide messenger RNA. It is a transcript of the gene FBXL8, whose product is annotated as F-box and leucine rich repeat protein 8. The record is from RefSeq and is a predicted model, not a curated record. The transcript has 3 exons. Gene Ontology annotation, biological process: SCF-dependent proteasomal ubiquitin-dependent protein catabolic process. NCBI's taxonomy places the organism in Eukaryota, Metazoa, Chordata, Mammalia, Sirenia, Trichechidae. Gene Ontology annotation, molecular function: protein binding. Gene Ontology annotation, cellular component: SCF ubiquitin ligase complex. The coding region runs from base 124 to 1248 and encodes 374 amino acids.
CUCCCCGCUGCUCCUGGCGCCUCCAGUUCGCCCAGCUUUCCUCCGCAGCCAUUCCCCUGUCUCGGAGCAGAGCCCACCUGGACCGCUGAGCUGGCAGGAGCUGGCCCCACCUCGAACCGGGCUAUGGCCGAUCCCAGAGGGCAGUUGCCCGAGGAGGUGCUGGCGCUCAUCUUCCGCCACCUAUCCCUGCGGGACCGCGCCGCUGCCGCUGGGGUCUGCCGGGCCUGGGCCGCCGCUGCCACCUACAGCAUCGUGUGGCGUGACACAAACGUCAGUUGCGACUGUGAGGGGGAAGGCAUGCUACCACCGUCUCUAUCCGCCUGCCUUGACCACAUCCACAAUUUGCGUCUGGAAUUUGAGCCAUCGAGGGAGCCGAGCCGCCGGACGGCCACAAAGCUGCUGACGGCGCUGGCGGGCCGUGCUCAGGGGUUGCGAGGCCUGCGCCUGGAGUGCCAUGGAGAGAAGCCUCUCUUUGAUGCGGGCAGCGACAUCCUGGACGCAGUGCAAGCCGUCUGCAAGGCUGCCCGCGCGCUGCGCCACCUGGACCUGCGGCGCUUGCCUUUCACGUUGGACGACGCGCUGGUGCUGCAGGUGGCACGAGGCUGCCCCGAACUCUGCAGCCUCUUCCUGGACAACUGCACUCUCGUGGGCAGCGUGGGGCCCGAUUCCGUACUCGAGCUCCUGGCGGCCUGUCCGAGAGUGCGCAUCCUCGGCCUGCACCUUGCCAGCCUGUCGCGCGCCACCCUCGAAGAGUUGGCCGCGCCGGACCGCGCGCCUUUCGCGCUCUUGGCCCUGCGGUGCGCGUGUCCCGAAGACGCGCGCGCGCCCGCUUUGCCCGACGAGGCCUGGGCUGCAAUGCGGCGCCGCCACCCGGGGCUGGCCGUGGAGCUGGAAUUAGAGCCGACGCUGUCUGCCGACACCGUGAGGCGCGUCCUCCAGCCUUCGGUACCCGUAGCUGCGCUGCGUCUCAACCUCUCGGGCGAUUCCGUAGGCCCUGUGCGCUUCGCAGCGCACCACUACGCCACAAGCCUGCGCGUGCUGGAAGUGCGCGCCGCCGCGUCCGCCGAACUGGACGCUGCGCUGGAGGAGCUGGCGACGCGCUGCGCGGGCCUGCGCGAGGUGCAUUGCUUCUGCGUGGUGCGGCCCACCGUGCUGGGCGCCUUCCGCGCUCACUGCCCGCGCCUGCGCAGCUACACGCUCAAACUAACGCGCGAGCCGCAUCCCUGGCGGCCCACGUUGGUGGCGUGA